UACAUACAUACAUACAUGUAUAUUUUGCACUUAAGUAGUAUUUCACAAGAGGGUUGUUUUAUUGGAUUAACUGUCUUUCUUUUUUAUCGUCUCUCUUCAGGAGAGACGUGGAACCCCCUGAAGCUUCACUAUCAGCUGCGGAACGUCCGUGAGAGGCUGGCCAAGAACUUGGUGGAGAAAGGCGUCCUCACGACUGAGAAGCAGAACUUCCUGCUGUUCGACAUGACCACACACCCUCUGACCAACAACAACAUCAAGCAGCGCCUCAUCAAGAAGGUCCAGGAGUCCGUUCUGGACAAGUGGGUGAACGACCCGAAUCGAAUGGACAAGCGGCUGCUGGCGCUCAUCUUCUUAGCCCACUCCUCUGAUGUGUUGGAGAAUGCCUUCGCCCCGCUGCUAGACGACCAGUAUGACCUGGCCAUGAAGAGAGUGCGCACGCUGCUGGAGCUGGAGCCCGAGGGGGAGAGCCUGAAGGCCAACGCCAACGAGCUGCUGUGGUCCGUGGUGGCCGCCUUCACCAAAUGAGGCCCCACAGAGAGGACAGCAAGCAGUUGUGGCAUUCAAGUGGCAUUGUACUUUGGGGAAGGAAUCAGAGCCCCCAACAUGGUGACUUGACUGAAUUACAGUUUCCCCCCCCACCUGGGCUUUUGGAAUGGGCUGCCCUCUUUCCUCAUCCCUCUUCUCUUUAUUUUCCUUCCAGAUGACUGUCCAUGUUGAUCCUCCAUGGCCACGUCCCCCCCCCCCCUGUGACGUUCGUUUUCACUUUUGCUAAAAAUAAUAACUAAUGGAACCCUGGAUGAAGUGGUAGGGUCAUGAUAUGGGUGGAGGCUGAAAUCAAGAUUCAUAUCCUUUUAAUUUUCUAUCGGGUGUAUCUUUGGAACUGUUUAUGGAGGUACGGUAUGUAAGGCACAGGCGACUCUAGGUAGCGUCCUGACCCCCCUGAGAAUAAAAUAACUAACGGAGAUGUGCAGGGCGGUGAUGCUUCACAGGAAGAAAAGGUUAGCCUGUCUUUAAACGUAUGGAUACGAUGUGUUCGGUGUCACAGCAUUCAUCAACUUUAAAAUCAAGGACUGGGUAGAAACUAAUGUGAGAUAUGCCCUUAAAUCCAUCCUGGAUGUUAACCUGUUAGUCCUGUGCAGGGGGCUGGAGACUGACACUGGCAGGGGGGGGUUACACCCUGCACAUGUCACCAAUAUAUCAUUGGGCUGACACAGAGACAAGACAGCCAAUCACGCCUGCAGGCAGUUUCAAGUUCAUCUGACCUGCAUGUCUUUGGACUCUGGGGGGGGGGGGUGAUGCAGGCACUUGGUAAAGAUGGCAACAGCACUAACCCCCCCAGCCUGAGAGCGCCCUACAUUCCAUCGCUGCUGGCCACGAGUGUGUGGAAGAUGGGUGGUCUGCCUACACAUGCAUGGAUACACACAGGCCCUGGAAUAUGGAGUGUUGACUUGUGAGACUUAUCACUUACUUACACCUCAGCCCCAUUGAAUUCUAGGAAACCAGUUUAAAAUGAAAAGCCAAAAUAUAUAGAAAUUACUUUAACGGACCCAUUUAGGGUAACACAGUGCCGAGAUAACACAAAUUCUAAAGUUUUGCUCACAUGUCUAAUUGACAGGGCUGAUAGAAGUGCUACGUAUGAUAAUGAAAGGCAAAUAGAAAAUGAUGUUAAUCUUUCUGUCAUAAAAAGAUCAUACUGUUUUAAAUAUC
This is a messenger RNA of Notothenia coriiceps (black rockcod), 1707 nucleotides long. RefSeq names its product Golgi phosphoprotein 3-like. The coding region runs from base 16 to 525 and encodes 169 amino acids. NCBI's taxonomy places the organism in Eukaryota, Metazoa, Chordata, Actinopteri, Perciformes, Nototheniidae. Gene Ontology annotation, molecular function: phosphatidylinositol-4-phosphate binding. Gene Ontology annotation, cellular component: Golgi cisterna; cytosol; trans-Golgi network. Gene Ontology annotation, biological process: Golgi vesicle budding; Golgi organization; retrograde vesicle-mediated transport, Golgi to endoplasmic reticulum. The transcript has a single exon. The record is from RefSeq and is a predicted model, not a curated record.